AUGGCUGAUAGCAGUUCACCAGAUUACGAGGCUCUCUACUGUAAAGCGGAAGCGGAACGAAGGCAGGCAGAAAAGCGAGAGAGACACGAAGGAGAGUUGCGAAGGCAGGCAGAAGAGCGGGAAUCACAGGAGAGAGUGCGCAGCCAGCCGACAACACUAGAAGAGCUCAUCAAGGGUUGUCAUGAUUCAUUCUCCCAGCCUUUGCAGGUUGGAACCCCGCUCCAUGAAGGGAAGUAUUCCACCACCCACUGGGAAAUACUGCCCAACAAGUCUUUGCUUGUGUUUCCACAAUAUACAAUGUUCAUCGAAAACCCCUAUAGCAGGUCACGCCCAGGCCCAGAGACCAUCAUCAUUCACUACAAUGCCACAACGACGCGCUCAUGUCGUUGUCGCGUUGUGUUGUGGAGCGUGUUCUUUGAGGCCAGGAUUCGACAUCCCCUUAAGAAUACCUUUCCGCAUUCUAUUCAAGCUGAGCUUCUGUGUUGA
Messenger RNA from Histoplasma capsulatum G186AR, 486 nucleotides. RefSeq lists its product as uncharacterized. The transcript has a single exon. Lineage: Eukaryota; Fungi; Ascomycota; Eurotiomycetes; Onygenales; Ajellomycetaceae. The coding region runs from base 1 to 486 and encodes 161 amino acids. The record is from RefSeq and is a predicted model, not a curated record.